This is a messenger RNA of Dipodomys ordii (Ord's kangaroo rat), 1430 nucleotides long. It is a transcript of the gene Lims2, whose product is annotated as LIM and senescent cell antigen-like domains 2. The record is from RefSeq and is a predicted model, not a curated record. NCBI's taxonomy places the organism in Eukaryota, Metazoa, Chordata, Mammalia, Rodentia, Heteromyidae. The transcript has 10 exons. The coding region runs from base 218 to 1315 and encodes 365 amino acids. Gene Ontology annotation, cellular component: cytoplasm; cell-cell junction; focal adhesion. Gene Ontology annotation, biological process: positive regulation of integrin-mediated signaling pathway; cell-cell adhesion; cell-cell junction organization.
GGUGGUGCCUUGGGGGUGCCACUAUGGAGCUUCUCAUGGAGCUGUUGUUGGGAUUCUACUCCUUGAAACUUGCUCUAGGGAAGACAUGUGGGACAGGAGGCUAGGGAUUCUGGAAGGAAGCCAGGAGACUACGGUCACGGGCACAUCUGCCCAGGCCAGGCAUACCGAGCAUGGCAAGCAGAGCUUUGGAGCAGGGACCCAGUGACCCAGCCUGGGAAUGAGGAGCAUCCAGCUGGUGAGGGAGCCAGCCCCUCUGUUUAGGGGCCAGCUGCUGAGGACCAACUUACAGGCACAUGAAAGCAACAUGUCUGAUGCCCUGGCCAAUGCCGUGUGUCAGCGCUGCCAGGCCCGCUUUGCCCCUGCGGAGCGUAUAGUCAACAGCAACGGGGAGCUGUACCAUGAGCACUGCUUUGUGUGUGCCCAGUGCUUCCGGCCCUUCCCGGAGGGGCUCUUCUAUGAGUUUGAGGGCCGGAAGUACUGCGAACAUGACUUCCAAAUGCUCUUUGCUCCAUGCUGUGGAUCCUGCGGUGAAUUCAUCAUUGGGCGUGUUAUCAAGGCCAUGAAUACCAACUGGCACCCAGGAUGCUUCCGCUGCGAGCUGUGUGAUGUGGAACUGGCUGACCUGGGCUUUGUGAAGAAUGCAGGCCGACACCUUUGCCGGCCUUGCCACAACCAUGAGAAGGCCAAGGGCCUGGGCAAGUACAUCUGCCAGAGGUGCCACCUGGUCAUCGAUGAGCAGCCGCUCAUGUUCAGGAAUGAUGCCUACCACCCAGAUCAUUUCAACUGCUCCCACUGUGGGAAAGAGCUGACUUCUGAGGCUCGAGAGCUGAAGGGGGAGCUGUACUGCCUGCCUUGCCAUGACAAGAUGGGUGUCCCCAUCUGUGGGGCCUGCCGCCGGCCCAUUGAGGGCCGGGUCGUCAACGCGCUGGGCAAGCAGUGGCACGUGGAGCACUUUGUCUGUGCUAAGUGUGAGAAGCCCUUCCUGGGACACCGGCACUACGAAAAGAAGGGCCUGGCCUACUGUGAGACCCACUACAACCAGCUCUUUGGGGAUGUCUGCUACAACUGCAGCCAUGUGAUCGAGGGUGAUGUGGUGUCUGCCCUCAACAAAGCCUGGUGUGUGAACUGCUUCUCCUGCUCCACCUGCAACAGCAGGCUUACCCUGAAGAACAAGUUUGUGGAGUUUGACAUGAAACCCGUGUGUAAGAGAUGCUACGAGCGGUUCCCACUGGAGCUGAAGAAGCGGCUGAAGAAGCUGUCUGACCUGACCUCCCGCAAGGCGCAGCCCAAGGCUGUGGACGUCAACUCUGCCUGAAGCCGUUUCCCACUCCCCCAAUCUUGGGAUCCCUGCCAUCUCCUGGUUGCUUUGGGCCCCUCUGCCCUUCUGGACUGCCUUUCCUUCUCAUUUUGCCCUCCCCUCUCUCCUAUCC